AUGCCUUCUGUGGUCCUGAUCUCCAGCGUUCAAAUUUUUCUGUCCAUCUGCGAAAGACACGCUCCUACGCAGCAGAGCUUCCGAAAGGCACUAUCGUCCACUAUGAGCACAAGAACUUCCAGCGACGCUUCGGAGAGCACACUUCAAGGGCAGCAGAGUGAAGAGAAGGUGCCGUUCAUUGACCAAGAAUGGAGACCGACAGCAUUGCCCUCCAGAGAACGACCGAGUUUGCUCAGAAGAAUAGUACCAUAUCUUGCACUCGCAACAGCGAACCUUGUCUUCUUGCUUCUCAUAUCGAAGUUGCUGGAACAGCGCUACAUUCACGGGCCAAACAUUGUAUACAGUAAGAGUCCUUCGUUGGGAGCUUGA
Molecule: messenger RNA, 369 nt
Organism: Cercospora beticola
Lineage: Eukaryota; Fungi; Ascomycota; Dothideomycetes; Mycosphaerellales; Mycosphaerellaceae
Source: RefSeq, a predicted model, not a curated record